AUGGCCUCUUCACUUCGUGCCGCAGCUAUCAACUGGACCAAGUUAAGCGUUAGUCUUCCUCAAGAGACUGUCGCUUCUCUUCAAGCAUUCCGUAAGCGUAAUGAUGAAGUUAAGCGUGUUCUUGGUGAAUUAAAAGAACAAAGCACCAGUGUCGAUUUCAGCCACUACCGCAAAAUUCUUAAGAAUCAAGAUGUCAUUGACCAAGCUGAAAAGGCUAUCAACGGUUUCAAGCCCGUUGCUUACAAUUUGGAUGCUCAAUUAAAGGCCAUUGACCAAUUCGAAAAUAAAGCUGUUUCCAAGGCUCAAAAGACUGUUCAACAGAUCGAAACUGAACUUAAGGAUCUCCAAGCAACCCUCAGCAAUAUCGAAAACUCUCGUCCCAUUGAUCAACUUACAGUUGAAGAUAUUAUCGUUGCCAAGCCUGAAAUCACCAAGGAAGUUGAAGAGAAACUUCAAAAGGGAGAAUACACCAUUCCUGGCUACAAGGAAAAGUUUGGCGAUAUUUCUUACUUCUAA
Messenger RNA from Mycotypha africana, 516 nucleotides. RefSeq lists its product as uncharacterized. The transcript has 3 exons. The record is from RefSeq and is a predicted model, not a curated record. The coding region runs from base 1 to 516 and encodes 171 amino acids. Gene Ontology annotation, molecular function: proton transmembrane transporter activity. NCBI's taxonomy places the organism in Eukaryota, Fungi, Mucoromycota, Mucoromycetes, Mucorales, Mycotyphaceae. Gene Ontology annotation, biological process: proton motive force-driven ATP synthesis.